This is a messenger RNA of Vitrella brassicaformis, 3274 nucleotides long. NCBI's taxonomy places the organism in Eukaryota, Vitrellaceae. The record is from the annotation of a GenBank genome assembly.
AAGAAACGUGCUUCGGCGCGUGAUGAGCUGGAAAAUACAUCCUGGAUAUCGCCGCACUCAGCCACGACAUUGCACUCAGAGGCGAUGAGUCAAUCAGUGGCUAGUCGUUGCUCGGCUCGGCCCUUUGGGCCUCGCCUUCGCCCACACUGAUGAAUAUAUCCAUCCACUUGAACACCCCAGGUCAGCUUAUACCGUGUGUGUGUCCAUCGACUGACUGGGCACUCUCACACUUGCUCCGGCAACUUCCCUGCACGCACACACACACACACACACACACAGACAGAGAGAGAGAGAGAGCGGGAGGCACGGCCAAAGCACACAGGGGAAUGAAGACGGCUUGCUGUGCUGUGCUGUGUGUUGUGUGUUUCAGAGGGCCAGGUGAGGCCGAUGUGCUCUUUCUGUCGGGCCCACCACUUCGCGAGCCUAUCAUCCAGCCAUCGCCGUACGCACCAACCACUACCCAUACAACGACGAGAGCAUCAACCAAGGACGGUGUCUGUCUGUCUCUGUGCAGGGACAUUGUGUGCGGGUCGAUGGACCAGGCGCGUGAAUGAAGACAAGUGCAGGCCCAUGUCUGUGCGGAUGGGCGAGACGGCCGUGUGUGUGUGUGCAUCAGGCGGAUUCGCGAGCUGUACCGGGAGUAUUUUGGUAGAGGCCGUGUGUAUGUAGUCCUAGCUAGGCUGGUAAGUGCAGUAAGGAUCAUGUGGCAACCAAUAACGGAACUACCUACCGUGCAGCAGAGAGUGAGAAGUGUAGGUAUUGCCAGUAGCAUUGUGGCGACUUCCAUCUGGCUGUGUGAAUGGCAUUCGUUGAGUUGUCUGUCUGGCCACAACACACACAGCGUGUCUCGCCAUCGGUACGUACAUGCGGGGCGAUUUGUUCACUUGGGCUCGUGAAUGGGCUCGAGGUAAGUCACACCUACCAUCCAUAUCAAUAUCUCCCUGUAUGCAUGCAUAUCGAUGGCAUGAUCGAAUUGUAUGUACAUACAUACAUACAAAGGCGGAAUUAAGUGAGUGAGUGAUUGACUGAGUGGCUGAUUGCAGGGGAGGCGCAUGACGCCCCUGCAGCUACUGUCGCUGGCUGUUCUUCUGUUGGACUCACUCACUCAAUCUGAGCGAGCACUGUAUGUGUGUCUCUCUUUCACUCGCUCAGAUUACGAAGCUGCUAGGCGUUUUACGCCUGGUCUCGAGAUAGUCGUGCACCCUGAAGGCUACACGGGCCAGAUCUUCAAUGUUGAAGGUGACAAGAGGUGAAGGCAUCGUGAACACCUGUGUACGUUUGUGUGUGCAUGCAGCGUUUCCGUUUGUACCGCCGUUCCACGGUCAUGUGCUGGCGGAGUUGCACUACAGUACACACAGCACACCACAUGACAUGACAUGACAUCACAUCACAUCGCAUCACAUCACAUGAUUUCGUGCCUCCUUCGUUCAGCGCAUAUCUGGGUUGAGCCGACUCCACCACCCCAACAACAGGGACCAGUUCCCGACACGCAAAUGACCGACGCAGCCGAGCACGGCCACACAGACACGCAGCCCGGUGCUCAGGAGAUGGACACGGCCGCCACGCAGCCAGGUGCUCAGGAGCGCGGCCACACAGCCACGCUGCCCGGCACAGCCACGCCGCCACUCUUCAAUGUGGAAGGCGAGCAGCACACACACACACACACACACUCACACACACGCACCACGUGUGUGUCGCUCGUGUGGUGCGCUGGCUUCAGUGGUGCGGAUUUUCCCAAUUUUGACGGACGCCGAACUCCGAGGUCAUUCACAAAAGGCACAAAACUCACAAGCGACGGUCACACUUCGUGCAUGUCAGGUUUGGCCCGUGAUGCGUUCGACCAGAACAAUCGAAGGGGCAACACCGAAGUACACAAUAGCGAAGUCCCAUUCCCACAUACAUCGGUGUGUGUGUUUUGUGUGAGUGUGUUAGGAGGCGGCAGUCCAGGCCGGGACAGACAUUUGGGAAGCGCGCCGGAUGUUCACGAGCGCCGAAAGGUUCGCAAUCUGGCUCCGAUCCAUCGUCAGGCUGGUCAAGUAAGUGAGGAAGGAAAGAAGAGACAGACAGACUGUGUAUUCCCAUGUGCAGCAACGAAUUGCGGAAUGGCACGUGGUCGAAGCGGCGCGGGCUGGGGCUGUUCAACUUCGAGGCCAAGAGGCUCCUCCUCAUUCUCGGGAUAACAAAGGGCUGCAAACCAUACUUUCCCGGUGAUCUCGUGAAAUCCUACAGUGAUGCAGACAAGUCUCAUGAUGCAUGCCUGUGUGUAUCAUACUAGAUUUUGAGUGGGAUGACGAGGAUCCCGAUGAGGAUGACGAGAGCUGGGGCGGCCCCGCACACCAGCAGCAGCCAGCACUAGCUACACCAGCAGCAGCCAGCACUAGCGCCUCGCAGAAAGCACAGAAGGCAAGCGAACUGAAAGAAAUUGCAGUGACAUCCUGUGUGUGUGUGUACGAUCAGGAUGCCGUGACGGAGUCCCCUGCUGCUGGUGGUGCUGCUGGGCCCGCCCAGCCACUUCACACCUAUGGCCAACAAGAUGCACACGGCAGACACAGACGCGGCCAUCGAUCACACACAGGUAAGAGCGGACAAACAAGAGACACAUGGGAAGAUGCACUUGUUGGCCCUUGGCACUACUUGUUGGUGUGUACAGCGUUCGGUGUCAGUGUAUGAGCGUCGUGCUGAGACUGUGGUGGUGACGAGCAUCCUCGCGACCAUGCCCACCAGACCCACUGUGGCUGAGCUCAUCGAAUACGGCAAGACAGGUGAUUCACACACACACACACACAAAGAAGGGGAAACUGGCUGUUUAUUUGGAUGGAUGGAUGGAUGUGUGCAGUCGAGUGUGAGAUGGAUGUGUGCAGUCGCGGACGGAGAGGAAGAGCGAGAGGGCGAGCAGACGGCGGCCAAGAAGCGCAGCACUCACACCGCCAAGAUACACACGCAGGUACGUAUGAAAGAGACACGACAGCAGCACAUAUGCGUUGGUUGGUUGGUUGGUUGACUGGAUGUGCAGGCUUUGGUGUCAGCGGUGGUGCCGACGAUGUCCGGCAAGAUGUCACAAGUGCGUGCGUUCGCCGACAAACACACCGCAUGUGGAUGAUGUGUGUGUUAUGUGUUAUUCUUCUACCAGAUGAAGGCACUGGCCAUCACUGGCAGUGCACAGUAGAGACGAGAUGCUGACAGAGAUAGACAGACAGACAGACACGGAGAGCUGUUCGAAUUCGCGUCUGAAAGAACGGCUUUUUUUUUGAAAGAAAGUGGGUUGCGUUUUGAU